GUAGUCACGCAAGACACUUUUCAUCUCCCAAUAAUUCAUGCACUGAAAGCCAAUUUCUAAUUUGAUGGGCGUCCCUCACUUUCUUCUAAUUCCAUAUCCAACACUAGGACAUGUGAACCCCCUUAUGCAGUUGUCUCAGGUUCUUGCCAGACAUGGCUGCAAGAUCACUUUUCUGAACACAGAAUUCAACCACAAAGGAGCAAAUACAGCAGCAGGUGUUGGGAUAGACAACGCCCAUAUAAAGUUUGUGACACUCCCAGAUGGUUUGGUCCCUGAAGAUGACAGAAGUGACCACAAAAAAGUUAUUUUCUCAAUCAAAAGCCACAUGCCUCCUAUGCUUCCCAAACUCAUUCAAGAUAUCGAUGCUUUGGAUGCUAACAAUAACAUCACUUGCAUUGUUGUCACAGUGAAUAUGGGUUGGGCCUUGGAAGUUGGCCACAAAUUGGGAAUUAAAGGAGCUCUUCUGUGGCCUGCAUCUGCAACUUCGUUGGCCACGUGUGAUUGUAUCCCAUGGUUGAUUCAUGAUGGAAUUAUAGAUUCAGAUGGAAACCCCAUCAAAAAACAAGAAAUUCAACUCUCCACAAAUCUGCCAAUGAUGGACACAGAAAACUUGCCAUGGUGUAGCCUAGGUAAGAUGCUCUUUCAUCAUAUUGCACAAGAGAUGCAAACUAUUAAGUUAGGAGACUGGUGGCUUUGCAACACAACAUAUGAUCUUGAGUCUGCCGCAUUUUCCAUAUCACGACGGUUCCUACCAAUUGGUCCAUUGAUUGCAAGUGACAGCAACAAAAGUUCACUCUGGCAAGGAGACACAACUUUCUUAGACUGGUUAGAUCAGCAGCCACCUCAAUCAGUUAUAUAUGUUGCCUUUGGUAGUUUGGCAGUAAUUGAUCACAACCAACUUAAGGAAUUAGCUCUAGGACUCAAUUUCCUUGACAAGCCUUUUCUUUGGGUUGUACGGCCGAGUAAUGAUAAUGAGGCAAACAAUGCAUGCUCUGAUGAAUUCCAUGGAAGUAAAGGCAGAAUUGUAAGUUGGGCACCACAGAAGAAGAUAUUGAACCACCCUGCCAUAGCUUGUUUCAUUAGUCACUGUGGUUGGAAUUCUACCAUAGAAGGUGUAUGUGGUGGCGUACCUUUCUUGUGUUGGCCAUUAGCCAAGGAUCAGUUUGUUAACAAGUCAUAUAUUUGUGAUGUGUGGAAGGUUGGACUGGGAUUAGACAAGGCUGAGAAUGGAUUAAUAUCAAAGGGAGAGAUAAGGAAGAAGGUAGAGCAAUUACUUGGCGAUGAAGGCAUAAAAGCAAGGUCGUUGAAACUGAAGGAAUUGACCUUGAAUAACAUAGUAGAAGGUGGUCACUCUUCAAAGAAUCUCAAAAACUUUAUCAGCUGGGCAGAGUAAUAAUGCUUUGGUAUAGUUUGGAAAUCGUUGUAAACUUGCAAUGUAGUUAGUAAAAUUGUUCAUUCCGUUAUGUAGUAUUUUGAGGACAUUGAAUAUUAUAAAUAUCAUCAUUUCCAUUCCAUGAUAAAGGAUUAGAGACCUUUACCUGGAUUCAUGAUCUUGUUCUU
Glycine soja is the source of this 1560-nucleotide messenger RNA. RefSeq names its product UDP-glycosyltransferase 83A1-like. The record is from RefSeq and is a predicted model, not a curated record. Lineage: Eukaryota; Viridiplantae; Streptophyta; Magnoliopsida; Fabales; Fabaceae. The transcript has 2 exons. Bases 65 to 1393 code for a protein of 442 amino acids. Gene Ontology annotation, molecular function: UDP-glycosyltransferase activity.